Messenger RNA from Manis pentadactyla (Chinese pangolin), 2480 nucleotides. It is a transcript of the gene SKA1, whose product is annotated as spindle and kinetochore associated complex subunit 1. Gene Ontology annotation, molecular function: microtubule binding. The transcript has 7 exons. Gene Ontology annotation, biological process: regulation of microtubule polymerization or depolymerization; chromosome segregation; cell division. The record is from RefSeq and is a predicted model, not a curated record. Bases 140 to 904 code for a protein of 254 amino acids. Lineage: Eukaryota; Metazoa; Chordata; Mammalia; Pholidota; Manidae. Gene Ontology annotation, cellular component: mitotic spindle; spindle microtubule; outer kinetochore.
CUGAGUCCUGGCGGGCGGUUUGAAUUUCGCUCACAGAGUCGCGCGUCAUCCUUCGGCCGAGACGCUGGUGUCCACGGCUGGCGGUCGAAGACGAGUGGACCCUGUGCUCCCGGACCCGCGCGAGGCUGAAGCUUAAAGGAUGUCCUCAGAUCUAGAACAAUUAUGCUCUCAUAUUAAUGAAAAGAUUGGCAAUAUUAAAAAAAUGCUGUCAUUAAGAAACUGUGGUCAAGAACCUACCUUGAAGACUAUAUUAAAUAAAAUAGGAGAUGAGAUCAUUGUAGUAAAUGACCUUCUAAAUAAGUUGGAACUUGAAAUUCAGUAUCAAGAACAAACCAACAGUUCUCUCAAGGAACUCUAUGAAUCCCUUGAAGAAGAUUAUAAAGAUGUGGAACAUCUCAAAGAAAACAUUCCAACCUAUUUGCCUCAAGUAACAGUAACCCAGAAUUUCGUUAAUGUAUCAGAUCAUGACCCUGAAGAACCAGGCAAAAGUGAGGAACCCCCACCCACAAAGAAGCCCCCAAAAGAACAAAGAGCUAUUAAAGAAAUGCCGUUUAUAACAUCUGAUGAGUUUAAUGGCAUUCCUGCGUACAUGAAAUCUCGCUUAACCUAUUGUCAAAUUAAUGAUGUUAUUAAAGAAAUCAACAAGGCAGUUGUUAGUAAAUAUAAGAUCUUACAUCAGCCGAAAAAGUCCAUAAAUUCUGUGGCCAGAAAUCUCUAUCACAGAUUUAUUGAUGAAGAAACGAAGGAUACCAAAGGUCAAUAUUUUAUAGUGGAAGCUGACAUAAAGGAGUUCACAGCUUUGAAAGUUGACAAGAGGUUUCAUGUGAUACUGAAUAUUUUACGACAUUGCCGGAGGCUAUCAGAGGUUCGGGGAGGAGGACUUACACGAUACGUUAUAACCUGAGGCCCGUUUGAGCUUUUGAACCAGCCAACAGUAGGAUGUAGAGGCUAUUCCUAUGGUUUCUUUAUAUGUAGUAUCUUCAUAUAUAAUUUCUUCAGCUUUUUCAUUUUCUUUUCUAGCUUCUUAUAAAAAUAAAACUUUUUCUUACAUAAAGCAUAUAUAUUUUUAAAUUCACUUUCUUUCAGCAAAUAUUUAAUUACCUGCCAUAUGAGCCUCUGUGCAAGGUGUAUAAUGGCACUAAAAAUGUUCAUGUCUAGUUUUUGUAUCUAGUGACAGUGGUGCGGAGCUGAGUAAGAUGGGUGUGGAUGUGAUAAUGGAUGAAAAAGGUCAGGAAUAUAAGGUCAAGGCUCUUUGAAAUUAAAGGCCAUUAGUGUCUAAAUUCUAUCCAUGGCAUUUCAGUCCAGGCAAAAGUUGGAUUUGGAGGCAGCCCAUCCAUGUGAUUAUUCUGCUUUCCCAUAUGUCACUGGAAACAGCUUACCUGAAAUGCAUUCAGUAUAAAGCUAUCUGUAAAUAUCAACCUGUAAUGAAAUUGUAAUAAAAGUUUAUUGAGAUGAAAAAGAUGAUAAAAUAGCAUGUGUAAACAGAUUGAUAGAGGUCAUGGAAAAUGGACGGUUGGAUUGUAAGAAUUUAGCCAUGUUUCUCUUCCACAUAUGGGGAGACUGUCUGGUCUGUCUUAGGCAGAAUUUCCAGAGAAACAGAACCAAUAGGAUGCAUAUAUAAAAGGAGAUUUAUUAUGAGGAAUUGACUCAUGUGGUUAUGGAAGUUAAGAAGUCCUCCAAUGUCCAUCUAUAAACUGGAGACCCAGGAACACUGGUGGUAUAAUUCAGUCUGAGUCUGAGGGACUGAGAACCAGGGGAGCCAGGCUUGGAGAGGUGACAUGAGAUGUUGCAGCUCCGCAGUGAGUAAGGGGAAAGGAGUGAAUUCCUUCUUUACCUUUUGUUCUACUUAGGUCCUUGAGGGAUUGGAUGAUGUCGGCCAACAUGGACUCAGCCCACCACUGAGUCUACUGAUUUCAAAUGUUUCAUAUGGAAACACCUUCACAGACACGUCCAGAAAUAAUGUUUAAUCUGGGCACCCUGUGGUGGGUCAAGUUGACACAUAAAAUGAACCAUCACAAUCUAUGUCUGUCUUCUGCUUGGCAGUCUGAUUCUUAUAACAGAAAAAAAAAGUAUCUUACCAGGCCCAGUGGCCUGAACACCAUCAUUGUAAUGACCACAGAAUACAUUAUGGGUACUGCAUAUUUAUUGUUAUCCUUUCUCCCUAAUUUAUAUUCAGGUAUGUUUAAUUUUUCAUGUCUUGCUUUAAAGGAAAGUAAUGGCAUUAUCCUUUACUAGGUCUUGCUUGAUUUUUCUCUCUGACUCUUUUUUUCCCUAUGAAAAAUGUUUUCUCUGUUUAAAUUAUUUCUACCUAGAAGUCAUAUUGGCAACUGUGUGCAUAAGUUUAAUUCUUAUCCAAGAGAUACUGAGGUGAACAGUUGAGUCUUUAUUUUAAUUGUUAGCUUGUAAUCAAUUUGUUACAUUAACUUAGGCUUUACUGUUGGUAAAAUAUUAUUCAAAGAAUAAUAAAGACAUUAAUUUUC